AUCAAAAUAUCUCACGUACCCCAUAAAUAUACAUGCCUACUAUGUACCCAUAAAAACUGAAAAAGACCCAUAGACGGUGACAUCUGGGGAUUCCCCUAAUACAAUAGCGGGUUCUGGCUGAUCAUCCCAUAGGGAAGCCACUCAGCAGCCACACAGUUCCACUUACACACACACCCCUAGUAAUCAGCUCUGUUAGUGUAUAAACAUUAAAAUAUGUGCAGACAAUAUCACAAGUCAUACGGGAAAUGGAAAGCAAGACCACAGUGAGGUACAACUCCAUACCCAUUAAAAUGGCUAUUAUAAUGCAAACAAAAAAGAUGGAAAAUAACCAUCUGGUAAUCAGAUUAUGUUACCUCUGGUCAUAUGUACUAAAGAAGAGGGAGAGAACUCAAGGCCCCAGAACAAGAGAGAAGUCCAGGCCAGGCUCUGGGCAGUAACUAGUCAUGUGGACUCUGAACAAUUACCUCAUCCUUCAUGGCCUCAAUUUCCACAUCUGUGAAAUAAAGGGUCUGGCCAGGAGACACAUAACAGCAUUCUACAUGUAACUGAAGAAAUUGUGUCAUGGUUAGGUGCGGGAGGGUAAUUAAUGGAAUUGCCUCUAAGGGGCAAAUAAUUAACAGAAUUGCCUCCAGUUUCUCCACGGCUUUCUAAAGAGGGGUGAAGACUUGCUGGAUGCCAGAUGUCUUCCAGGGAUCCUAGAGAAUUGGUCUAGGGAGGCAAUGCUUUACUGUAUUAUAGAAGAGGAAUUAAUCACACUAAUUGCUUACUCUGUACUUUUGCUUAAUGAUACAAUACAAACAAAUACAAGAGAAAUAAUUUUAAAGCAAUCAAAGUGCCUUCAAGUUAUUAAAGCUCCUGAAGAAUCAAACAUUACAUCCAUAUAUAGAAUUAGUAUACUAGGAGCAAUUAACGAUUUGAUUUAUAGAUGUUUUUAUAUAGGUUUGAUAUGCAACAAGUCUAGGGGUAUAAAAGUCAAUAAAAUCUGUCUUCUAAUAAGCAGCAGUUUCUGCCUUUUUCUUAAAAAAUAAAUUAUUAUAUCAAAAUGGUAAAAAUGAACAUUUUAAAAUAAAAAUUAUCAACAUAUAUUAUCAUUCUGCCUACUGAAUUUUAAUUUAUCCUCAAAGUUCCAAAAAAAAAACCUUCUUUCUCAUGCAAAGUUUCCCCAUAUCCCUAAUUAGGAUGAAUUAUUGAAGCAUCCUGGUGAUUCCUGAACACUUUCCAUCCUUCAGUUAUUCAGGUCCAGUUUAAUGGCACCUGAGAACAAUUAUAUACUGAAAACUGUGCUAAACUGACAAAGGCGACCAUACAGGGGCAUACCUGUACCCUCACAUCAGCUCCCAAGUCUCCAGAGGGAAACGGACAGGACAUGAUGAAUCAGCUCUCUUUUUACUGUAUUAUGCUUGGAAAGAUUGUUAUGGAGACACAGAAGACAGAUAAAUCAACCUUGCCUGGAAAACUGGAAACAGGUUCAAACAGGAGGCAAAUUUAGACCAAUAUGUACCAAGAACUCACUGAUUCUUACAGGAGUAGGAUAUUACCAGACAGACAAGUGAAAUGACAAAGCCAUUCUAGAAAUAGAAAAGGUAAGCAAAAGAACCGAGAAGUGGAAGUUGAAGGCCAGCUCUGGGCGCUUUGUGACCAGAGCCCAGUUGGCAGUGGGAAGAUUUAUGCUCUAUACUAAGGACGUUCUCUGUAAUGACACUCCACCAUGUUGCACUAAUAAUUUAAGAGCAUUUAUAUGAAUAUAUACAAUUCAGGGAAAGAUAAAGAGAAAAAUUUGCUAUCAACUCUGUGUAGAUUUGGAAACUGGUAUCAAAGGAACAGUUUCAGCUGCAUUUCUUUGUCUAGAAAGUUUUAUUAAAAAUGUAGUCUACUAACCUGAGCCUCAAUUUUUGUCAAUAAACUAAAAAAUGCUACACAAACCAUCACAGAAUUCACUUUGUCCUUGCAGGAAAGAAAAAAGAAGAAAACAAACCUCCAUACGAGAGGGGGUCUAAAAGAACUCUCUAAACCCCCAUGAUUUUGCAGGAGACAAGAUAAGGCUUCCAGGCCAGGAGCCCCAGCUGGCUGGCGGAGGAUGUCUUGCUCCUCAGCAGUUAGGAUUUUUAAGUAUUUAUAGGAACAUGGAACAGAUCAGUGGCUGACAGGCCCAGGGAGUGUGCAGGCCCCUUCCCAGAGGUCAGCAGCUUCACUCUCCCUUCCUGCACCCCAUCCUGAUUUGAUGGAACCCAGGAUGACAAAGAGGGAGUAGGUGAGCAAGGUAUGGGGUGGCAGCCUCCAUAGGAGCUCAAAGGAUGUAUUUGUCCAUCUGCCCUGGGCUCAGCUUCCACACUCUGAGUCACUCACAUCCCUCUACUCUAGCCGGAGCUCACCUGUGUGCCCACACGACCAAGACCACACUGACCCCAAAUGCACACUGUUUCAACUCUCAACACUUCACUGUCACACUCACGUGUGUACACACAUGCUUUCUAAAUUCCACAGCCACAUGGAUGCUCACAGGCUCACACCUUUGCACACACACAGGCUCACUCACAGACCUACGGGGGGCCCAGAUCCCGGUCAUUCCCCACAGGUCUUAAUAAGGGUUCUGGGAGGGAAACUUGUUUCCUGUCUAAGGCAGGGUGGGAGUGUGUGUGUGUGGGGGGAACGAGAGUGAGUGUGAGAGUGCGCGUAUGUUAGUGUGGGUGUGUAUGUGUGUAAGGAGCAGGAGUGACUGGGUCCUGAGUUUAGGGAGUGGGGAAGAGAAAGGAGAGAUGGAGACAAGCGUGGACCAAGAGACUCUCAGAGCUGACAUCCUGGAAGGGAAGCCAGGCUGAGAUAAGAGCAAGGCAAAGAAAUAGACACCGACAAGGAUCAAGCCAGGGCGGGGUAGGGACUGGGGACAGAGCCUGCCCCCAUGAGAAGCUGUCACAUUGUUGCUCAGGUGGCCUGUGACAGCAGCGCCAUCUCCAGCUGGAGCCUCCCCUCUCUGGAUCUUGUCAUUGUAACUUUGCUUUGCUACGUGGGCAGCCAGUUGUGGUGACAGGCAGGGAAUAUGGUGCCCAGGGCAGCUAGCCAUGCCACUCCAGUCCGGCUGCCAACCCACCUGUCACUGCCCAUCUCAUCACCUGUGGGGGUGGGGGUGGGUGCAGAUGAAACCAGCGAUCAGCUUGGCUACCUUUGCCUCUUAGUGCCACAGUGGAGGCUAGGGGAGCAACCGGCCUUCCUCCCCAAAAGGUGGGCAGGGUUAACCGGACUUUGCCCAGGUCACUGAAGCUUGCAGCUGAGCUUGGGGAGAAGGGGCUGUCUCUGCUCCCAGGCACCCAGGAACUACUGGAGAGAGACAGGAACCAGCAUAUGAGGCAGGGGCUUAAGGAGGAGGUUGGAGAAGACACGCUUUUGGCAUAAACCGGGGGCCCCUCUCUGCGCUGAGCCGGCGGCCUGCGCGGUGCUGAGCCUGCCCCUGGCGGCGUUCGCCUGGGACAGCGCCUGAGCGGUGGCCGAUCCCACCUGGAUGUCCCGGGCUGGCUCCCACCCCACGCCGUCCCCGGCCGCAGUGGGGAGAGGCUCGCGCUGGUCCUUGCCCUGCUUGGCGGCGGCUGCUGCCGGGCUCGGGGUCCCGCGUCGCACACGCCCCAUCAGCCCUGGCCACCGCUCCAGAGGGAACGCCCCGGGCAGCCGUUCCGGGCCCAGACGGCUGCGGGCCCCGGAGCCGAGAGAAGAAGCAGGUCCCAAGGCCGACUCCGCAGCAGCAUCUCCGGCUUUGUCCGGGAAGCAGAGGCCGCCGCCGGCCACAGUCGUGGGCGAGAAGAAGGGCGCGAGGCGGCCGGGGCUCCUGCCGGGCACCCCACGUGCGCGUCGGUCGGGCCUCUCCAUGACAGCUGCGGCCCGGGCUGCCUGGGGCCUGGGGCCUGGGGCUCCGGCGCGGUCCGGCCUCGAGAAAGGAAGGCGCUGCCCCAGUGGGGAAGGGGCAAGGCUGCGGCUCCGGCCACCGGGCGGGGGCACAGAAACUACCCCGGCGCCGUCUGAGCGCCCAGAUCCGUUCCCGCCGCGGCCAGGAGACACCCGAGAGCGCCGGCGGCCGGGGGACCACAGGUCCUGGAACUCACCAGGCGACCUCGCGGCGCAAAAGCGGGCGGAGCUUGAGACGGGGCUUGGCUAGUCGGCCACGCUCCACCCCCGGGGGGCGGUGGGACUCGGAUUUCGCCGCUGGUUUUAAAAUUGUGCCUGCGGAGCCCAGGACGCUGGGAGGAGCGUUCUGCGCCCCUCUGGUCGCGGUCUCCGCGCUAAACCGACUUCCAGAGCUGCCUCUGUUCCCUGGAGGGGCGGAGGGGCGGGCGCCGAAGUCCCACGAAGUCGCAGGUCCUCAGCCUGGGGCCUGCCUGCUAUGCUCCGGAUGCAGGGGUGUACUCUGACUCGCUGCGCUGCUCCCUGGGGGCCGAGGCGUGCGCUGCAGGCUGGAGCUGCGGCUCCGAGGCUUUCAGGAGCCCCGGCUCCGCCAUCGGUGGAGAAACGCUGGGGGCUUCGAGGUCGCGGCUUCCGGAAAUCCGGUUACUGAACGGAGUUAGGGGUCAGGUUCCAAAGGGAUAGCGCCCCGGGUUGUAAUCACCACCUGGCCCGCCGCUUCCGCAGCCGCGAGUCUAGCGCGGAGCUGUUGGGUGGACCAAGCGGGUGAGGCGCGGGCAGUCAGCGGCUCCGCCUCGUAAUUCUCCUCCGACCGGGGCCCAGGGGCUGGCCCCACCUUUCCCUCGGUCACCCACCAACGCCAUUCCCUAGAUCCCCAGCACCCCUCCAGGCCCCGUUCGCUUCAGAGGCGCGAGACCCGGAAAACAAGGAAGAAGCGAGCUCAGCCUCAAUCCCCGUUCCCACCUCACUUUCGGGGCCGCUGCGCUGGAGAAUUAAAGGAGGCGGAUCCCGGAUUAAAGCCGCUCCCUUCGCAGCCUCUCUCCCCUUUCCUUCUGUCUGUGAUGAUUUCUUUAUUGUCAGGCGAGAGCCAGGCUCU
This is a messenger RNA of Nomascus leucogenys (northern white-cheeked gibbon), 4984 nucleotides long. Its product is annotated as translation initiation factor IF-2. The coding region runs from base 3497 to 4144 and encodes 215 amino acids. NCBI's taxonomy places the organism in Eukaryota, Metazoa, Chordata, Mammalia, Primates, Hylobatidae. The transcript has 2 exons. The record is from RefSeq and is a predicted model, not a curated record.